Molecule: messenger RNA, 1682 nt
Organism: Salmo salar (Atlantic salmon)
Lineage: Eukaryota; Metazoa; Chordata; Actinopteri; Salmoniformes; Salmonidae
Product: ras-like protein family member 11B
Molecular function (GO): GTPase activity; GTP binding
Source: RefSeq, a predicted model, not a curated record
GGUGCUUUCACAGUGCACAGUGUUCACACAGUUGGUUCAAGGGAACAAUUGAGAGGUUGUUGUGUUUCGUUUUUAACUAAUACAAGCGAUUACUUUUGCUUCAUCAGAGACAUUAUUGAUCAAUUUGGAUUUAGCAUCGUCUUGAAAACUGAACAAGGAAUUAGUGAAAAUGCGUCUGAUCCAGAACAUGUCAACCAUCGCAGAGUUUGCGACCCCAGAGUGUCCGUCUAACCGGACCAUCAAAAUAGCGGUGAUUGGGGGCAGCGGAGUUGGCAAAACAGCUCUGGUAGUAAGAUUCCUGACAAGGCGCUUUAUUGGCGACUAUGAGAGAAACGCAGGAAACCUUUAUUCAAGAGAGGUCCAAGUGGACGGAGAGCAGGCAGCCAUCCAAGUCCAGGACACGCCGGGUGUUGAUGUGACAUGCAAUGGCCUCAGCCUCCCUGAUCAUGUGACCUGCUCCAUCCAAUGGGCCGACGCUGUGGUGUUGGUCUACUCUGUGACUGACCGCCAUAGCUUCGACCUGAUUGGCCAGUUGCACCAGCUGGUGGCCCGCGCGGGCGGGGUCAACGUGCCGCCUGUCAUCCUGCUGGCCAAUAAGGCGGACCUGCUGCACAUGAGACGGGUGGAUGCCGAACAGGGCCCCCUGCUGGCGGCAGUGCUGGGCUGCUCCUUCUGCGAGGUGUCAGCUAGCGAGGACUACAACCAGGUUCAUGGGGCCUUCCACAGGCUCUGCUGCCACAUGGCCAAGCAGCAGCCCCAAGCCUCCCUGUCCUCCCACACCACAACUGGAGCAGCAGAAAAGAAGGGGCGCUCACCCCUCAUCCCCAGGCCCAAGUCCCCCAACAUGCAGGACCUGAAGAGGCGCUUCAAGCAGGCUCUGUCAGCUAAAGUCAGGACGGUCACCUCUGUGUGAGAAGUACUUGGGUUUGUCUACUACACAACAUGGUCCAGAGUGGCUACAGAAAAUACAUUGAAUGAGGAGAAACGAGGACAGAAGAUUCCUGUCUCGUUUGGGGACUCAAUCCUGUAUGGCUAGAGCAGCCUGACCUGCGACGAGCAGCAGAGACAAAAUGGAGGCUCAACUUUGACCUCUGACCGAAGUCACUGUCUGACAGGUGAUGACCUGUGGGGUGAAACUGUUCACUGAGUCUGCAGAUGUCUGCUAUGAGGGACAGCAGCUGGGAGGUGUUGGUAUGUCAACCCACCAGAUGGGACAGAGGAGCUGAAUGAAGCCCAGACACACUCCAGAUUGUGUGAACACUGACAUCUUCUCUUGGUAACAAAAGCCUUGAAGGAUACUGCACAGAGUAUUUUUAGCUGGCAGCAAUUUAGUUUUUUUUCUUUUUUUCCCUCAGGCUGCCACUGUAUGGCAAUGCUAAAAGAGCACUGGCAUUGUCAGACAAGCCAUGCACUUGAGUCAGAGUGCUGAGUUUGUGACAGAUGAGAACCUGAACAGUGAACAAUCUCCAGUUCCCCAGUGCAUUCCUUGUACAACAGCCAAAACCAUCAUUCUGCACAUCAUGGUAGUGAACUAUGAGUGGAAGGCAGGAUCACUGUGGGGCAGCAGGGAAUGAUAUGGGGCUGGGUGGGAUGUUGGGGUUAUUUGUAAUGCACUUUAACAAAGCCAAAUGUUUGACUUAUUUGUUAUACUUUUGAAAAUAAAAUGAUUGCAUUCAUGAUGA